This is a messenger RNA of Rubroshorea leprosula, 1849 nucleotides long. Lineage: Eukaryota; Viridiplantae; Streptophyta; Magnoliopsida; Malvales; Dipterocarpaceae. The record is from the annotation of a GenBank genome assembly.
AAUGCAUCUUUGCAGAUUCUAGUAAAGGAGAAACAUAUUUGAGAAGCCCAAAAGCCAUGGAUCCAAAUGGUCCGGAGAGUUAUUUCUAGAAGGUUACAUGGAAAAAACAACUCAGCAAAUUGAUUACAUGUCACUAUUUUCAUUCCACCUCACAUUUUCGCCUAUAAGGGGAUUUAGUCGAGGGAGAUGAAGAAGCCGCUGAAAAGGAGGAAGUAGGUGAGGAUGGCGACUGCUACAGUGAAUCCAAGCAUGACAUGGGAGACGACGCCAGAGAGGAAUGUGAUGAAGGAGCUUUCGGCCUAGAAGGAGGCGAAGAUGGUGAGGAAGAAGAAGAGCAACCCAUGGAAGCCAUCGGCAAGUCCUACCGUCCAAAAAGUUAUGGCGGCAAAGGAGAUGGAGAGGACGAUUAAGGAAGGGAUGGAAAUUAUGGAGUGGGCGAGGACGUAGGAUGGUCGGCGGUAGGUAUUGUAAGCUGUUUCUCUCAUGAAGAUGUAGCGUUCUUGGAGGAAAACAGGGAUGGCUUCAGCAUAGGUGUAGAAGUUGGUGGACAUGGCGAAGGCGAAGAACCCAAUUCGUUCUUGAACCCCUUUGGGGGAAUUGUCCAGGUGCCAGAAUAUCGUCGCCAAGAUGAAUAAGGUGACCACAACGGUGCCCAAUCGGAUUCUAAACAGUUCAGGCAUUCUUCUUGAGUUCGUCAUCGAUCUUUUAGCAAUGACAAUCAUUUCAUUCCAGAACGGAUUCGCAAAUGUGGGCACUGAAGAAGUCAAAUUGGAAUCAGUGGUGGCUCCGGAGACUAAUUUCCCCCGGGAAACGCUUGCACUGAUGGCCGCUUUGAGUGAAUCACAUCAGAAGAAAAUAUGGUGAUUACUUUGGUAUUACUGUUGCUGGUUAUCAGUUGUUCGAUUAAAUUCCUCUUACAAAAUUUGCCUUUUGUUUUAUUAGCCUCUAUCUAUUUUGCUUUACCAAAAAUUGAAAAGAUCAUUGUUUUUAUAAGAACCAUAUCACCCCAUAAAUGGGAAUUCAAUCGAGCUAUUGAGAUUACUGGUUUUCGUAGUUUGCACUGCGGCGCCAUCGUGCGUUUGCUCGGAGGACCGCCUCCUGGUUGGAAUGACUCUGGUUCGAGAUGCCGUUGCUCAAGAAGCCUAUAAGCCUUUUAAUUUUGUAUUGAAAAAAAUUGAUGAGCAAUUUGUUUUGUAUUUUUUUUUCUUGAUUUAUUUUUAAUUUUUAGUUUUAAAUAUUCAGAGUUUGCCGGCUAACAUCUCCACAGAGGAUUUGGCGCCGGAGAAGACAACUGGCUUUUUCAAUUCGAGGUAAGAUUUCAGAUUUUUUUUUAUAAAAUUAAAAAGAAAUUUAUGUAUUUUAAUGCACACUAUAUAUUGAAAGUGUAAUUCUUACGCUAAAAUUAUUAAGUCUGUUUUUUGGCAAACUUGUUUCUGGGAUUUAUUCUGUUCUGACAUGACCUGUUGAAUUCCACCAAGCUUUUCGUCCCGUCAGGAGUUUCUUCCAGCGCACGAAUCAAAUCCAGUGCGAAUUCAGUCCAAUUCUCAUUCUCCAGAAUCGGAUGACCAAACUAGCUAAAGAAAAGGGAGAGGUUCGUCGGAGAGCCGCUGUACAUCGUCUGUGAGGUGGAAUGAAAAUAAUGCCACGUAAUUAAUUUGUUGAGUUGUUUUUUCCAGGUAAGCUUAUAAAAAUUAAAAAUGGUAAUUGUUGGACACUUAAACGUGCCAGGUAUGCAAUCUAUCAACGGAAGGACCAUUUGGGUUGUAGGAAAAUAAAGUUAAAGGACCACUUGAGUGCUUUCUGAAGUUUAAGGAUGAAUUAAGUUCUAUAAUGAAAGUUUAAGGACCAA